This is a messenger RNA of Didymodactylos carnosus, 477 nucleotides long. Lineage: Eukaryota; Metazoa; Rotifera; Eurotatoria; Philodinida; Philodinidae. The record is from the annotation of a GenBank genome assembly.
GAUACUGGUUUCUACUAUGCACUCAAUGCCCACCUUGCUCAAUUACAUCUUGACAAUUUAACAGCUGAGGACAACCUCAGUCGAGCGUAUCUUAUCGCUAUCAUAGCUCGUCAUCCAAAGUUUGAUACACUAUCAUAUAUUGGGACAACAUAUCGUGGUAUGUUGAUUACAGAUGAUGAUCUAAACCAAUACAAAAUUGGCACACGCAUAUUAACAAAAGCAUUUUCAUCAACGUCAAAACAAAUGUCAGUUGCAUGUAAAUUUCUCGGUAGAUCUGGUGGUGGUAAUAGAUUCGAUGCACUCUGCACCUAUAAAAUAAGAAAUCGACGUACAGCAUUAGAUAUCGAAAAAGUAUCUGUGUUUGAAGAUGAACGAGAAGUGCUAAUUCUACCAUAUUCAGCAUUCAAAAUCAUUGACAUUAGACGAAAUAAAUCCCAAAUUGAAAUUAAACUAAACGAAUGUGAGCCGUGGGACUGA